GACAAGUGAGAUACAAGAAGCAAGGCCGCUGCAACUGACGAUGGCCGCCACCUCUUCUUCAUCGACACCAUCACCGUCCACGUUUCCGUUCGAGUAUCACGUCUUCCUGAGCUUCUGUGGAGAGGACACAAGGAGGGGAUUCACCGACCAUCUCUACCAAGAACUCAGCCGAAGCGGCAUUCAUGCAUUUCGGGACAGCGAGGGGUUGGAGAAGGGCAAGAACAUAGAGGAACUGUUUGGGGUGAUCGAGAGGUCGGAGAUAUUCAUACCAAUCCUCUCCAACAACUAUGCACACUCCACAUGGUGUCUUAAGGAAAUCGAGAAGAUCGUGAGGGUAGUUGGGGAGGGGGAAAACGUGAGGAUUCUUCCUGUUUUCCACAAAAUUGAGCCCAAACAUGUGCGACACCAGACAGGACCAUUUGGAGCUGCUUUUAAAAUGCAUAGAAAGAGCAGACAGGUGGAGGUGCAGACAUUGAAUGAGUGGAGGGAGGCGUUGAGGAAAGUAGCAGAUCGUUCUGGCUACGAAAGUGAGAAAAUGUUUGAUGGACAUGAGGCGCCGCUUGUUAACCUGAUUGCUCAGAGAGUUGUACGAGAAUUAAAGAUUUGUCAACGGAAGGUAGCUGAACAUCCGGUUGGAGUUGAAUCACGGGCUCAGGAUAUCAUCAAGAAAUUGCAAUUCGACUCUAAAGAUGCAAAAAUGGUGGGAAUCCGUGGAAUGGGAGGACUUGGCAAGACGACAGUUGCCAGUGCUAUCUACAACAAAAUUUACAGAUGGUUUGAAUCCCAUUGCUUCAUUGAAGGCAUCAGGGAAGAAUAUCCCAUCGGACAAAAAGGGCUUGUCGGCUUACAAAGAGAAUUGGUGUCUAAAAUGUCCCGAGUACACAAGGAAAUAUCGCAUACCAGUGAAGGAACUGCUAUGCUUCGAAGCAUUUAUGGGAAUAAGAGGGUCUUGAUUGUUCUUGAUGAUGUUGAUAGUGUAGAGCAAGUUCGAGCAGUGGCUGAAAAACAGGAAUGGUUCCAUCCAGGCAGCAGAGUCAUUAUCACUACAAGGGAUGAGGGAGUAAUCAAUGCUCUUCAUGAUUGGGAAAAACAUAAGAUAUCCGUGCCGCUAAUGCAGCUGGAUGAAAAUGAAUCUCUCGAACUUUUCAGUUGGCAUGCUUUUACAGCGAACUCUCCAGCUGAUGGAUAUGAAGAGCUAUCCUUGGAAAUAGUUAGGGCCCUCGAUGGUUUACCAUUUGCUAUUGAAACCUUUGCAUCAUCUUUGUAUAAUAACAAAGACAGAAAAGAUUGGAAUGAAACAAUAAACACGUUGAGGGGAACACUUCUUGAUGACGGGAUUUACCAGAGGCUAAAACCAAGCUACGACCGUCUACGCAAUAGGGAUGAAAGAUCCAUUUUCCUUGAUGCUGCGUGCUUCUUCAGUGGAAUUGAUGAAAAAGCUGCACGUUAUACAUGGGAAGCUUGUGGCUUUUCCUCCAGGCUUUCAUUGAAAGCUCUUCUUGACAAAUCUCUCAUAAAAAUAAAUCAUGAUGGCAAAUUGGAGAUGCAUCAUCUCCUGCGAGAAACGGGCAGGCGUAUUGUUGAAGAAGAACCUGGGAGAGGACCGGAACAUCGCAGUAGGCUGUGGAAGCAACAAGAAAUAAUGAAUGUGCUAGAAGAGCGAACGGGAACAAAUAUAAUUGAAGGGAUCAGCCUCAGUGAUGAUAAGAAGGAGAUGAUUACUGUGAAAGCUUCUGGUUUUGCCUCGAUGAACAAACUUAGAUUGCUCAUGAUCAACGGUGUUCACUUAAAGGGUGGAUAUAUGACGAUGCCUCAACAUAUCAAGUGGUUGCAGUGGCAUGGAUGCCCCCUGAAAUCCCUUCCACGAGAUUUUCAUCUCAACGACGUUGCCGCCCUGGAUCUAUCAUAUAGCGACAUUACUGAAGUGCAGGGCGGCAACAAGGAUUUAGCAGGCAUCAGAGAACGGCUUACUUUAAGAAGAAAGCUAACUGAAACUGGUUUUCAAAGUCUAAAAUUUCUGGACCUGACUGCCUGCAAUCAGUUAAAAGUUACUCCUGAUAUAUCUGCAUUCCCUGGCUUAGAGAAAUUGGUGCUGGAUUGCUGUGAUAAUCUGGUCAAGGUUCAUGACUCUAUAGCAAAUCUCAAGAACUUGAAAGUAUUGAGUAUGAGUAGCUGCAGAAAGUUGACGGAGCUGCCUGACUGUAUAUCACACUUGACUUCGCUCAAAUUGCUGAACCUUGAGAACUGCCUUAGCAUCGAAAGACUGCCCGAUUCAUUGUUAAAGAAGAUUGCAUGGUGAAAAGACGUGUUGUAUUCAUUUGGUCGAGAUUCAACACAUUCAGUAAGAGUGUGUGCAGUUUUAUUA
This is a messenger RNA of Nymphaea colorata (pocket water lily), 2365 nucleotides long. Its product is annotated as disease resistance protein RUN1-like. Gene Ontology annotation, molecular function: protein binding; ADP binding. Lineage: Eukaryota; Viridiplantae; Streptophyta; Magnoliopsida; Nymphaeales; Nymphaeaceae. The record is from RefSeq and is a predicted model, not a curated record. The coding region runs from base 41 to 2299 and encodes 752 amino acids. The transcript has 4 exons. Gene Ontology annotation, biological process: defense response; signal transduction.